Pimephales promelas (fathead minnow) is the source of this 3464-nucleotide messenger RNA. It is a transcript of the gene aebp1a, whose product is annotated as AE binding protein 1a. Gene Ontology annotation, molecular function: zinc ion binding; DNA-binding transcription repressor activity, RNA polymerase II-specific; metallocarboxypeptidase activity. Gene Ontology annotation, biological process: regulation of DNA-templated transcription; protein processing; peptide metabolic process. The record is from RefSeq and is a predicted model, not a curated record. NCBI's taxonomy places the organism in Eukaryota, Metazoa, Chordata, Actinopteri, Cypriniformes, Leuciscidae.
AGUAGAAGGUCCCAGAUGACCAUGAAGGCACCAAGGGUUUCUCUGUAUGCAACCUUAUUUGCCCUGUGCUGGAUUUUGACGUUUGUUAUCAAUGAAGAGUUGGUUAAUGCUGCCAAGUCCAAACAGAGGACCAGAAGCGUCCAAAUGAGGCAAAACAGCGGCGUUAUUUCGAAAAGAGAAGAUCUACACGAUGGACUUUCAGAAGACACUCAGAUGGACGAGCCUGGAGCAGAAGAAAUGGCUGAAAAGGAAAAACCAAAGGGAAAAAAGACAUCUGAAGAGUUAUUAGCUGCCAAGGCAAAGAAGGCGGCUGAGAAGGAAGCCAAAGCCAAGAAACCGAAGCCCACCAAAAAACCCAAACCUCCAAAACCAACAAAGAAACCCAAACCCCCAAAGCCCACCAAGAAGCCAAAGCCUCCAAAACCCACCAAAAAGCUGAAAGCAUUGAAGCCCACCACAACGCCAACAACCAAAGAAACUAAACCAACCAGAAAGUCAACCAUGGAGGAAGAGGAGGAGAAACUGCUCUUGGAGCUGGGAUGGGACACGUUAUUUCCAACAGAACCACCAAGGGAGACAGAGAUGAAGAAACCCAUUGGCCCAGAUCAUGUAGACGUAGACAGCAAGAAAGACACCAUGACACCCUCAAUCAAAGAGCUAGACGCGGAUUACUGGGACGCCCGACAUGAAGUUCAAGAGCCCGACCUCAUCCCUAAAGUCAAGGAGCCACCCAGGACUGAUGACCCAAGUAUAUACUUACCAAUCCCAGAGGAAACCACUACCACCCCUCGAACAAUCGCCCCUUGGUACGAGGAAUAUGAUUAUGCUGACUUGGCAGCAAAGAAGCUGGAAGAAGAGCUAGAAAGAGCCAGAAAGGCCAAAGAGGAGAAGGCGGAAAAACUACGGAAGAUGUGGGAAGAGGAGGAGGAGGAGAAGAGAAAGCAGAUGCCUCUUCAUGCCGAGCCAAAGAAGUGUCCUCCUCUUGGCAUGGAGUCCCAUCGCGUGGAGGACGAUCAGAUACUGGCAUCUUCUAUGUCUCAUCUUGGAUUUUCAGCUCUGAGAGGACGUCUUAACAUGCAGAACUCAGCUUAUGAGGAGGAUGUUUACGGCGGAGCGUGGUGUGCUGAUACGGAGGAGAAGGAGCACUGGUUUCAGGUGGACGCCCGUCGAGAGGUGGAGUUCACAGGGGUCAUUACGCAGGGCAGGAACUCAGAGACACAUAACGACUUUGUGUCAUCGUAUUUCGUGGCCUUCAGCAACGACAGCCGUGAAUGGACGGUGCUCCAUGAUGGUUACGCCGAGUGGCUCUUUUAUGGGAAUGUGGAUAAAGACACUCCAGUAAUGACAGAGUUCUCGUAUCCUGUGGUGGCGCGUUACAUCCGUAUUCUCCCGCAGAGCUGGAACGGCAGCCUGUGCAUGAGGAUAGAAGUGCUCGGAUGCCCAUUACCCACUAGCUAUCCAACUGAGAACGACGUUCCACCGACGGAUGAUCUCGAUUACAGGCAUCACAACUACAAAGAGAUGAGACAGAUGAUGAAGGUCAUAAAUGAAGAAUGUCCCAACAUCACCAGAAUAUACAACAUCGGAAAAAGCUCCCAAGGCCUGAAGAUGUACGCCAUGGAGAUCUCAGAUAACCCUGGAGAACAUGAGACAGGUGAACCAGAAUUCCGGUACACCGCAGGGCUUCAUGGGAAUGAAGUGCUGGGCAGGGAACUUGUGCUGCUCUUGAUGCAGUUCCUAUGUAAAGAAUACAAUGACGACAAUCCGCGAGUGCGCCGCCUUGUGGAAGGAGUGCGCAUCCAUCUAGUGCCGUCCCUGAACCCUGACGCCUAUGAGCUGGCCUUCGAGAUGGGCUCUGAAAUGGGAAACUGGGCUUUGGGCCACUGGACAGAAGAGGGAUACGAUAUUUUCCAGAAUUUCCCAGACCUGAACAGUGUCCUGUGGGGUGCGGAGGACAGGGGAUGGGUGCCACGGAUCGUUCCCAAUCACCAUAUUCCCAUGCCUGAGAAUUUUCUCAAUGGCUCUGUCGCAGUUGAAACAAAAGCAAUCAUCAGUUGGAUGGAGAGGACACCGUUUGUUCUGGGCGCUAAUUUCCAGGGCGGAGAGAAGAUCGUCACGUACCCCUUCGACAUGCAGCGUCCACCCCGGGCCACGGGCUCGGACAGCAGGGGGGGUCAGCCGGGGUUUGAGUACCACCACAUGAACGAAGAAACAUGGGCCAGGAUUCAGCGACAGAACGAGGGCGCUCUUCGCGAGACGGCGGACGAAAACCUGUUUCGGUGGCUCGCCAUGACGUACGCGCACAGUCACCUGACCUUGACGGAGAACCACCGCGGGUCCUGCCACACCGAUGACAUCACGGGCGGUCAGGGCAUCAUCAACCGGGCCAGCUGGAAGCCGGUUGUGGGCAGCAUGAACGAUUUCAGCUACCUGCACACCAACUGCUUUGAGAUUUCCAUCUUUCUUGGGUGUGAUAAGUUUCCACAUGAAAGCGAAUUGGCGUCAGAGUGGGAAAACAACCGAGAGGCUCUGCUGGCUUUCAUUGAACAGGUACAUCGAGGCAUUAAAGGGGUUGUGCGAGAUGUCGGUGGGAAUCUUCUAGCAAAUGCAACAGUGUCAGUGGAGGGAAUAAAACAUGACGUCAAAACAGCUGCCACUGGCGAUUACUGGCGUCUUCUCAACCCAGGCGAGUAUCGUGUUACUGCAAGAGCGGAUGGUUAUUCUUCUCAGACUCGUCUUUGCAUUGUGGGCUAUGAUGCCAACGCUACACCCUGCAGCUUCACUCUGACCAAAUCCAACUGGGCUCGAAUCCAACAAAUCAUGGCCCAGAGUGGGAAGAGGCCGAGACUGGUUACCAACACCCCCGGAAACACAAACAACCGCGUCAGCGUCGAGAGCACAGCAGGGGCCGCGGCGACCCCCCAGAACUACCGUCUGCGUCGCCUACGAGUGAUGCGCAUGCGUAAGAUGAGAAUGGAGAGGAUGAAAGGCAUCACGACUACCACAACACCAACCACAACGGCGACUACACCUCCACCCACCACAACAGCAAUGUCAACAACAGAUGCCUCUUGGCUUGACUUGUGGUUUGAACUGGACACUGCAUCCACUCAAGACUAUAACUUUGAGUAUAGAAUAGAUGAAGAUUAGAGAAGGAUUGUGUGAAAGGAAUAUUGCCCUCUUUAAGCAUUUAGGCUCAUAAACUACAAAUCACUCUCUCUGUGGAACAGAGUGUAAAAGACAGAAAUAUCAUUAUUAUUUAAUUCAAGGAGUCUUUUGUGAAUAGUCAGAAGAACGAGGUAUUAUCAGUGUUGGGCAAAGUUACUUUUAAAAGUAAUGCAUUAUAAUAUUGUGUUAUUCCCUAAAUAAGUGACUAAUUGUGUUACUUUGUUACUUUUUACGGAAAGUAAUGCGUUGUUUUUAUUCACCUGGGCUGGCCUUGCUUGUUUGUUUAAAAAAAAAAA